Messenger RNA from Symbiodinium necroappetens, 260 nucleotides. The record is from the annotation of a GenBank genome assembly. Lineage: Eukaryota; Dinophyceae; Suessiales; Symbiodiniaceae.
AUGCAGGACUUGCUCCUCGCUGCGGGGCUGAGCCCCGAUGUGCUGGAUGUGGAUGUUCAGGCCAUGAACACCAUCGAGAACGCCAUCUACGCAGUGCCGCUGCUGCGAGACCGAAGCAUCAAAACCGCGAUUUUAGUCACCAGCGACUUUCACAGCGCAAGGGCGGCCUUUCUAUUCCAAAGCGUGUUCAGAGCGCAUGGACUCAACGUUUCCUUGCUGACGGAUCCUGCUCCCAGUGGCCUUGAGUCUGGACCGCCAAG